Molecule: messenger RNA, 402 nt
Organism: Miscanthus lutarioriparius
Lineage: Eukaryota; Viridiplantae; Streptophyta; Magnoliopsida; Poales; Poaceae
Source: the annotation of a GenBank genome assembly
AUGUCUGAGCAUCUCUUCGAGGACACCUUCGUCGUCACUAGACUCGACCCUGAUGGCAAAAAGUUUGAUAGAGUUUCUCGUGUCGAAGCACGCAGUGAUCAGUUAGAUAUGUAUAUGCAGCUAGAUGUUGCUACUGAUGUUUAUCCUAUGCAUGCUGGUGAGAAAUUUAACAUGGUUUUAGCACCUACUCUGAAUUUGGAUGGCACUCCAGAUACUGGAUACUAUACACAGGCUGGUAGAAAAACUCUGGCAGACAAUUAUGAGUACGUCAUGCAUGGGAAGCUUUACAAAAUCUCAGAAGACACCUCCUCGAGCCAAAAUGCUAAAGUGUAUGGUUUUCUGCUUAUCCUUAAACUGAAAACUAGCAAACAAUGUACCAAUUUGCACCUUUUGAUGCACUAG